GCUCACAAUCGGCCCUGUCUCGGCGGCUCCCACCCCGCCCCCUGCGCUCACCGGGCUGCAAGCUCGCCCGCGGCGGACCCGGGGCCCAUGGACACACACCCCCCCUCCCUGCAGCCCCGCGCGCCGGUUCGCCUGCUCUGCCCACGUAGACACCAUUCACGGCUGGGCGCCCAAGCCGGGCUCCUGGAACCCGCGGUCGCAGCUGGGGCCCCCGCCAGGUGGCAGAGAACGAGGGCCGCGGCCGCAGGGCGCCCCCGCAGGCCGAGGAGCGUCGGUGCCUGGUCAUCCGCGGCUUCUGAUCACCCCCAGGACUAAGAGGCAAAAAAGAAAAAAAAGGAGCUGUAAGCAAAUAUUGAACUCUAGUUAAGGAUACUGUAUGCUGGAAUAUGUCUGCAAUUUACCUUGAAAUGGAUCAAAAAAUAAGAUGGAUACGUGCUAGACAGAAGGAUGGAUAGUUUUUGUUUUGGUCCAGAAAAGCAUUUUCAAGAAGGUGGUCGAGUAUGGCUUUAGCCGAUAAGAGACUUGAGAACUUGCAGAUCUACAAAGUUCUUCAGUGCGUUCAGAACAAAGACACGAAGCAGAUAGAAAAGCUGAUCAGGCUUGGAUACCCUGAACUAAUCAAUUUCACAGACCCCCUCAAUGGACACAGUGCUCUGCACUUGGCCUCGGUUUCCAAUGACGUCGAUAUGGUCAGCUUUCUCCUUAGCCUUGGUGCUCACCCUGAUGUGCAAGACAAGAUGGGUCGUACUCCGACAAUGAGGGCUGCAGAGCUGGGGCAUGAAUUGUCCAUGGAAAUAUUAGCCAAGGCAAAGGCUGACAUGACUAAAGUUGAUAAUGAAGGAAAAGGUAUUUUGUUUUACUGCAUUUUACCUACUAAGCGGCAUUAUCGCUGUGCAUUGAUUGCCCUGGAACAUGGCGCAGAUGUCAACAACUCUACCUAUGAAGGAAAACCAAUAUUUCUUAGAGCUUGUGAAGAAGCACAUGAUAUUAAAGACACGUGCCUGACAUUUCUGGACAAAGGAGCUAAUCCAAAUGCUAUCAACUCAUCCACAGGUCGAACGGCUUUAAUGGAAGCAUCAAGAGAAGGAGUGAUAGAAUUAGUUCGAGGGAUAUUGGAAAGAGGAGGUGAAGUGAAUGCCUUUGACAAUGAGAGAAAACAAGCUGCACAUUUUGCUGCCAAAGGAGGCUUUUUUGAUAUAUUGAAGCUUCUUUUUGCUUACAAUGGAGACAUGGGGCUGAUAUCAAUGAAUGGGAACACACCACUUCAUUAUGCUGCCAUGGGUGGUUUUGCAGACUGCUGUAAAUAUAUAGCUCAGCGAGGAUGUGACCUGAAAUGGAAGAACUUAGAUCAUAAAACACCCAGGACUGUGGCCAAGGAAGGCGGCUUCAAAGCAGCAAGCAAAGAAAUACGGCGGGCAGAGCGCACCGCUAAUAAACUGGCGUGGCCAGGAGCCAAAAAUCCAAAUCCACUCUGGGCCCUGAGACUUCACGACUGGUCGCUAGAACAUGAGACUUUCCUUCGGGAAGCCUUUUCGUUUGUGGACAGAGGCGAUGGGACAGUCAGUAAGGAAGACUUCGUGUUGACGCUGGAGGAGAGGCAAGAAUAUGUGACCCCAGAACAGCUGGCUAUGAUAGCUCAAUAUCAUGAGAAAUUGCGGGGAGCUGGGGUCAACAUUAAUGAUUUCUUUAAAGGAACCAGGUACCUGAGUAAGUCUUAUGUCUUGGGAUCCUAUGGGCCUAAGAAAAAGAAAAAAGGGAUGACCAAAAAGCCAAAGAAAGGCAAGUUUGUCUUACCGCUGCCAAUCUGCAUCAUCCCUGACCACGCAUUUCCCUGCCAGAGUGACGGCGGGCCGCCCUAUUACAUGAUUGAAACCUACAAGAAUGUAACAGAUAGCCUUCGGUUUAACCGAGACUGGCCGCCAGAACAUCCCAUUCAGGAUGACUCUGCUUGGUACAUUGAUGAUCCACCAAAGGUAUUUUCAAAUAUUAAUUUCAUCACCAAGGCAGGAGACCUGGCUUCUCUGAAAAAGGCAUUUGAAUCAGGAAUACCUGUGGAUACGAAGGAUAAUUAUUACAAAACACCACUAAUGACUGCUUGUGCCACUGGAAACAUAGAUGCCGUCAAGUUUCUUCUUGAAAAAGGGGCCAACGUUAAUGCAACAGAUAAUUUCCUGUGGACCCCGCUUCAUUUUGCAUGCCAUGCAGGCCAACAAGAUAUCGUUGAGCUUCUUGUUAAAGCCGGAGCAGUGAUAGAUGCGGUCUCAAUCAACAACUCCACCCCUUUGACUAGAGCCAUUGAGAGCUGUAGACUGGAUACGGUAAAGUACCUCCUUGAUAUUGGUGCUAAAUUCCAGCUGGAAAAUAGAAAAGGACAUACUGCCAUGGAUGUUGCAAAGGCGUAUGCUGACUAUAGAAUAGUUAGUUUGAUUCAAGAGAAGCUGGAUAACUUGCCAAAACCAACAGAAAAUCAAAAACUGAAAGGCAAGCCACCUCCUAAAGUGAAGACUGAAGGCCCUGAAGUUAAGAAAGAAGAGGAACCGCUUUCAUCUGUUUAUGCCAUACCAACCGUAUCAGAGGAAAAGAAAAUGCGUAAGGAUAAUGUGGUUUAUCUCCAUUCAUUGAUUACCAGUGGUUAUACCAAGAAAGUGGAUAUCACAUUUAUUCCACGGAGGAUCUGGAGUCCUGAAGCCACAACAGCAGAGCUGAUCAGAAAAAGGGAGCUGCAGCGAGAGAGGUUCACUUAUGAGGUGGACUUUGAGGACUUCAUGAUGCCCUUUCAGAAGAACAUCACAGAAAAAGCUAAAGCCUUGGAAGCCGCCUUCAAGACCUAAAUCACAGCAGCUGCUUCUUGCGGUCAACAUUUCGAGGCCCAGGGACUAUACUUCAGAGAAAGUUGGUAUUUCCAUCAAAGUCAAAGCAAUCCACAAAUUAAGAAUUUGUAACCAAACAUUUGUUUUUGCUCUAACAACUAUAAAUAUUCUGAACUAUCUAGAAAGUGUGUAUUUUAUUUUGCAAUGAAUUACAUAUUCUGGAUAAACCCCCUAAUCUUCUUUAAGGAUGUAGAGGAAUAAAUGGCAUUUUGGUUAUAAGCAUAACAUUAUUACAAAAAAUUUACAGGAUGUAUGUCAUUAUGUUGCUCAAGUUAUAAUUCUGGUGGAAAUUGAUGAAAACAAUGUAAUAGUAGGGAAGAGAAGUAGGUUUUCUUUUUUUUAAAGAUUUUUAUUUCUUUAUUUGGCAGAGAGAAACACAGCAAGAGAGG
Molecule: messenger RNA, 3259 nt
Organism: Zalophus californianus (California sea lion)
Lineage: Eukaryota; Metazoa; Chordata; Mammalia; Carnivora; Otariidae
Gene: ANKEF1
Product: ankyrin repeat and EF-hand domain containing 1
Exons: 11
Coding region: 501-2831 (776 amino acids)
Molecular function (GO): protein binding
Source: RefSeq, a predicted model, not a curated record